CCCAUCUCUCCUAUCCUCCUACCCUCCUUUAUUUCCUCUUCUUCUUCUUCUUUAUUUUCUCUCUCCUCUAAUGCCAUUUCCGGCGCUAAUUUACGCCACUAAAGUAUCUUAACAAAAAUUAAUUUAUUGAAUAGUUUCCGAAUGACUAUCCAUAAUCACCCAAUCACUCCCAUCCUUCUCUUACUCCUUCUGAGUCCACUCGCCCAAGCUCAGCCGAAUCAACCCGGGUCCAACCAGUAUGGCCCCAAUUCCGGUGGCAGAUUCAGCCCGUCUAUGGGGGUUAUCAUCAUUGUCCUAGUUGCCGCUCUCUUUUUUAUGGGGUUUUUCUCCAUCUAUAUUCGCCACUGCUCCGACGACACCUCCACGAACGGCACCGUGAGGAAUCGUCGUAUUGGUUCGAUACGACAAUCGCGGCGAGCUCCGCGUGGGCUCGACCCGGAAGUGAUCGAAAGCUUCCCUACCUUCGAUUACGCGGCUGUAAAGUCCGAAAAGAUCGGGAAAGGCGCGCUGGAAUGCGCCGUCUGCCUCACGGAAUUCGAAGAUGACGACACUCUACGGCUAAUACCCAAGUGUGACCACGUGUUUCAUCCUGAUUGCAUCGAUGCCUGGCUUGUGGGUCACACUACUUGCCCCGUUUGUCGUUGCAACCUCGCUGAAGCCGUCAUUGGAGAACCACCUCCAACAAACGACGUCGUUGUGGAGGUAGGUGUAGACGAAGUAAGAAGGGAUGACGACAACGAUGACCGUGAAAACGAGGAGAAUGAAUCAAUGGAGCAGCCUUUACAUGGACGAGUAAUGGGCAGGAGCCGUACGAUGAGGAACCUAUCAUUUGGACGGCCAAGAUGGUUAGGAAAGUUUACAAGAUCGGCUUCAACAGGACACGUGGCGGUAAAACAGUGGGAGAAUAUGGAGAGAUUUACGCUAAGAUUACCAGAGGAUGUACGGAAACAAAUAGUGAGCGGUCAUUUGGAAAGGACUACUAGUUUGUUAGUCCUCCCUAGAGAAACUAGCUCAAGAAGAGGCUACCGGGUCGGGUCCGGUGAAGGGAGUAGCAGGGGUCGGCCAGGUAGUGUCCCGGUGGACCGACCUGGGCGGUCUGACCGGUGGGUUUUUUCAUUGGCGCCGCCUUUCUUUACUAGGGCGCCGUCCAUAAAGUCUCCAAGAGUUGCGGCUACUACACCUACCAACCGAGGACGAGGUGGGUCUUUGCGUGGUUCUGUUAGGGAGAAUGAUGUAACUACAACUACUACAACUCGAGAAGUCUCUUUGCGUGGUACUACUAUGCAAGCUGAGUUGAAUCAGUUACCUGUCUAAUUAAUUAAAUUUAACAUUUUUUCACCUGUAAAUUAUACUCCUAUAGUCAUAGUCAUAUGGUUCUUUUUAUUUAUUUAUUUUCCAAUUUUGUUGUGGUAACAAUAUUUACCAACACACUGUAAAACAUUGUAACAAAUAAGUGCAAUUUUUGACUUUUUGUUUUGGUAGGAA
Spinacia oleracea (spinach) is the source of this 1485-nucleotide messenger RNA. RefSeq names its product E3 ubiquitin-protein ligase ATL31. Bases 142 to 1314 code for a protein of 390 amino acids. NCBI's taxonomy places the organism in Eukaryota, Viridiplantae, Streptophyta, Magnoliopsida, Caryophyllales, Amaranthaceae. The record is from RefSeq and is a predicted model, not a curated record. The transcript has a single exon.